This is a messenger RNA of Sclerotinia sclerotiorum 1980 UF-70, 2685 nucleotides long. RefSeq lists its product as hypothetical. The transcript has 2 exons. The record is from RefSeq and is a predicted model, not a curated record. Lineage: Eukaryota; Fungi; Ascomycota; Leotiomycetes; Helotiales; Sclerotiniaceae. The coding region runs from base 1 to 2685 and encodes 894 amino acids. Gene Ontology annotation, biological process: chromatin remodeling. Gene Ontology annotation, molecular function: histone methyltransferase activity; protein binding.
AUGGACCUUCACUUCUUGAAGAGCCCUGAAGAGGAGACAAGUGGUAGAUUAGGAGCACCUGGCCUGUCCAAAGAAAAUUCUUCAACCUCAGAUGCAUUAACUCAAAUGAUGCGCCAAGAAAAGUCAAUGGACGUGAUUAAAGAAAGUAUUGGCACUUCGGAGGAGGCAAUGAUGGAAGACUGGAGCCUUAGCCUUGAAGCUCUUCUGGAAAAACGACAUCUGCGGACGAUGAUAGCGUUGGAUAACGAUACGCUGGACGACGACGAAAGCCCCUUCAUAUCUCUGGAAGCACCAGAUAGACAUGUUCAAGGAGCUAUAAAGUUGAACAUUCAAACAACCAAGAAACAAAGAACGCCAAAUUACGCUCUACCAAUAAUAGUUGGAGAUGGUGGUGUGGAGCGGACACCCAGCUACGCUCAUCACACUGAUGUUCUCCGAAAUCAUCUUACCGCAGACGAUAAAAUACUCCGGUACGUUCCGUCGGUUGUACAAAAUGAGGAGAAGUUUAUGAAUAAAUUUGAGAAAGACCUACAUGGACUAUACGAGGAAAGAAAUGAUGACCCAAGAGAGAGGGAACAAAUUUAUCAAAUCGAUAGGCAUGUAGAUGUCUUUUUAGAGAAUAUGGGGUACGAUUAUUGCAAUAGGGAGGCACUCAUCAGAUACUAUUUGGGACAUAAACAUGAAAAAUUGCCAUACCCGAUGGAGGAGAAAAGAUUAGUUCUCAAAACACUAGGCGGCCCUCUAUCUGGAGAUGAGCUUAGGAUAAUGGGACUGGUUGCCGAAGAAAUGACCGCAGGCUGUGAUAUUGACAUGGGAGAUGUGGUCCUGUCUAAGUCCCGGUUCAAAGUGUUGGUCGAGGAUUCAAAGGAUAAAUUAUACAAACUAUCAGGGAAUCAACCUCCUCCUCCAGAAAGGCUGGGGACAAUGGCAGGAUUCUCUUGCCUAAUCUGCCAUGGUGCUGCCUGUACAACCCAUGGUGAGUUCAAGAACAAUCUUAGUGAUGGUUCCUCGGAAAUCGGUUCGCCUGAUUCAUCAUCGUCCAAGAAGUCAAAUGACGAUCAUAAGUGGAAAAGAUUUGUGAUGUACAGUUCAGAUGUCAUGCGAAAACACAAUGCUCGAGAUCACAGUAACAAGAAUGAGAAUUGGCACCCAGAGCAUUGGAAUACCGAGAAAGAUACGGCAGAAGCAUGCGGUGAAGAAUGCUACCGUGGAAGGACUGAAUGGGCGAAUCAUGCCUGGACGCAAGAAGAAGAAAGCGAGCUCAAAAGUAUACUGCUAGUAACCAAACCCAAAAAGCCAUGCACUCUUGUGGAUAUUCUUGAUAAACCCUGCUGGCAGAUCUAUUCCAAAAUCCUCGACCUUGAGGAAGAAAGCUCCAUCAGCAGGAGUAAAAGUCUCCAGAAGCAGCAGCAGAGCGAGCGAGCACAUUGGUACGACCCCGCAGCAGUACCUAGGAAUCGUGGCCUCAAACCAGGAUGGAGAGAUAGCACCGUGGCACAUAUGGCCGAGCUACGCGCCCAGCCAGGUCCUUGCCUACAUGAAGGUCCUUGUCGCCGCGAGCUGAACUGCUACUGCGUAAUCCACAAUCUUCUCUGCGAACAAUUCUGCGGAUGCACAGAAGACUGUGUACGACGGUUCGCUGGGUGUUCUUGCCGUUCAGAGGGUCUUGCUUGUACUUCCGAUACCUGCAUUUGCUUUCAAAUGAACCGCGAAUGCGGUGAUCAAUGCGAUACUUGUGGAGCAAUUCCCCGGCUUCGACCGCAAGACCGUUACAACCAUGAACUCUUUCAGCAUGGCUGUCAGAAUAUAGCUUUGCAACGGGGAGUCAAUAAAAAGCUCAUCCUGGGAAAGUCUCCAAUCCCAAACGCCGGCUUUGGACUUUUCACCGCAGAACCCGUAAAAAAAGGAGAUUUUAUUAGUGAAUAUACCGGGGAAGUAAUUUCUGAUAAAGAAGCCGACCGCAGAGGAGUGGGUUAUGAUGCAAGACGCUUGAGUUAUCUGUUCGGUCUGAAUAAGGAGUGGGUUAUUGAUGCUACCCGGAUGGGGAAUAAAACGCGAUUUAUCAACCACGCUAAGUCGGAAGCCGGAGGCACGAAUUGCUUCGCAAGGGUUCUAUUUGUUCAAGGGGAAUAUAGGAUUGAGUUCCGUGCUACUCGAAAUAUUUUGAUAGGGGAGGAAUUACUUUUUGACUAUGGUACGUCGUUUGCGGAGAUCCACGACUUGAAUAAGAAAAGUGGAGAUGGGAAAGGAAAGACAAAAGGGAACAAGGGGACAUCUAACGAAUCGAGUGAGAAAAAGAGCGCCAAGAAUGGAAAGAUAGGGGAGAAGAGAAAAGUGGGUUGGCCAAAGGGAAGACCAAGACCGAAGGCGAGCAAGAAGGCCAAGGUUCAUGAGUACGGUGUUGCGGGCCCAUCAAACGCACAUUCACAUUCACGUUCACAUUCAAAUUCGGAUCAAGGAGUAGAUGACGAUAGCGAUGAGAUGAUGCUAGAUGCCGAUUCUCCUCUCUUUCCUGAUAUGAUACAAGACAGUGAUUCGGCAGACGAAACAUUUGUUGGUAAAUUAUCAGAUGUUGAGAUGAGGGAUGCGGGAAAUGGAGAUGGUGGUGACGGUGAGAAUGAGGAUGAGGAAAGAGUUAGAAGAACGAGCCGGACGAGGACGGUGCCUGUGAGGUAUACCCUGUAA